AUGUGUGACUACCGAUUUCACUUUUUAGUGGCCGGUGAUAAUGGAGAGGUGGAGAAAUGGCGUAUCUCUUGUGAAGCAGAUCUGCGAAAUGUGUCUUUCAUGUUCACAAUACCUACUAUCUAUGUUACACUACAACCGAAAGAUAGUCCAGGUCCGUAUAAUCAGGCAAGUGUACCAACGUACCCUUCGUAUGGCUAUACCGGGGGUCAAGGUGGGUUUAUGAAUUUAGUUGCUGCUCAGGGCCCACCUCUCUAUCCAUAUGGUAUUGUGUAUCCACCUAUAAUGAACUUACAUAGUCAACCAUCAACAUCUUAUCCGACGAACAACUACAACCCGGUGCCCGACACCACCAGAAAGAUGGACUCAAAUCAACCCGGUGCCUCACGCCAAUCUCCCGAACAUGUCGAUUGGGGUGUGGAUAGCGGGUUGAAUGGGGAUUCAACUGGGAAUGAUGAAAGUGAUGAUGGCGGGCAUUAUUGUGAUGCUUACAAUAAUGAGAUGAACAUCAACGAUAAUCCUUGCAAUGACGAUUUAUUGAAUGAGAUGGAUGAUAGCAAUGACGAUUCGGAUUUCAUUAUUGAAGAAGAUGAUAUGCUUGGCUCGGAAGAAGGUGAAGAUGGCGACGACAAUGUUGUGUCCCCCUCAAACAUGAUGGGUGGUUUAAAUGAGCAUAUUCUACGCAACAAAAAGAGUAUAUCAAUCCACAAUGUUCCUCAGCUUGAUUUUUCUGGAGGUGUUGCUAUUGAAGAAGACAAUUUGAAUGAAACUACUACUCGUUCGAGUAGUGGUUGGAGGAUUCCCGAAGCCAUUUUUCACAAUGUUGAUGUUCAUCCCUCGUCUGAAGAGCCAUCAAUGAUAGACCGUGAAUUAGCCAAAGGCGUUGUCAUUCAAAGUAAGGAAGAUUUGUUGGUAAAAGUUGGGUUAUACCAUUUGAAGCAUAAAGUGGAGUACCGAACACCUAGAUCUUCAAAUUCUCGGUUAAAGGUUGUGUGCAAGCAUAAAAACUGCCCAUUCUUGCUUUCUGCGAAUGCACUGACUGGAAGUGGUUGGAAAAUUUCAAACUUUAUUCAUCCACAUACAUGCUUGGUUAACCUGAGUCAUUCAGCCCCUCGACAAUUGCCUGCAAAGAUCAUUGGAGCAUUAUUCGCGCCGAAGUUGUUGACAGAGGGCCGAGUAUUGAAGCCUGCAGAAAUUAUGGGUGACAUGGAGCGUGAUCAUGGCAUUAAGCUCAACUACAAUACAGCUUUGAGGUCUCAAAGCGCCGCAUACGACUUCAUUUAUGGAGAUCACAAGAAGUCCUGGGAACUUUUGCCGGCGUAUUUUCAUAUGUCGAUGAAGGAAAAUCCUGGAACAUCGGCAUACAUUGAGACCGAUAAAGAUGACGUGUUUGAGUAUGCUUUCAUUUCUUUUCAUGCGUCUGCAGGCUUCCUCAGUUAUUGUCGGCCCGUUAUUGUGAUUGACGGUACGCAUUUGAAGGGUAAGUAUAAAGGCAUCCUAUUUGUAGCAACUACAAAGGACGGAAAUGAACAAAUUUUUCCUUUGGCAUUUGGUAUCGGCGAUAAAGAAUGUCAUAGUGCAUGGAUGUGGUUUCUCCAAAAGCUUCGAUCCACUUUUGGAUGUCCGGAAAAUUUAGUGAUUGUUUUUGAUCGCCACCAGGGCAUAAAGUCUGCUAUGGAGGUUGUUUACCCUGAAGCCGUACAUGCCAUAUGUUCCUACCACCUUCGACAAAAUAUUCGAAGUCACGGGUGUAAAGCUGUUGGUUUAUAUAUGAAAGCUUCAUACACUUAUUCUUCCGUUGUGUACGAAAAGUCAAUGGCUAUGCUUGCGGCAAAAUAUCCUAACACAAAAAAGGUUUUGAUUGAUGAAGCCAUUCCAACUAGAUGGGCACGAAGUCAAUGUCCCGUGAGGCGAUAUAGUUUCAUGACGUCAAAUGCUUGUGAGCCCGAUCCGCGGUUGAGGUACACUCACGGCAAACCGCGGUUGGGAUGUCAACCGGCUGUGAAUGACUUUUUGAACUGUUCUCCUAGGAAGAACAAUCUUCAACCGCGGCUGAACUGCGAGCCGCGGUUGAGGUGCUAUCUCGGCCAACCGCAGUUGAGAAGUCAACCGGCUGUGAAUGACUUUUUGAACUAA
Messenger RNA from Striga hermonthica, 2133 nucleotides. NCBI's taxonomy places the organism in Eukaryota, Viridiplantae, Streptophyta, Magnoliopsida, Lamiales, Orobanchaceae. The record is from the annotation of a GenBank genome assembly.